CAGUCUUCGAUCCUCGACAUUGACAUCCCAAACGAUCGCGCCAACAAUGCCCCCCGCCGCCCACGCGCAGCCGGGGCAAGCCUAUGCCUCGGACUCGCCAUCACAGCAGGCGGCCGAGAUGAGUGUCGUGCUGUGCACCGCCGGAUACGACCAUACGAUCCGAUUUUGGGAGGCGUGGAGCGGUAUCUGCUAUCGCCAGAUUCCGCUUCAACCACAAUGGAAACAAGUGAACCGUCUCGCGAUCAGCCCAGACAAAAUGUAUCUCGCCGCGGCAGGCAACGCUGUGGGCAAUACGGCAGUACGGAUAUGGGACAUCCCCUCGCUAUCAAAUACGCCGGUAAUGACGCUGGACGGACACACAGGCAACGUGACGGCACUGCAAUACUCUGCACAGGGCAAGUGGAUCGUAACGGGCUCCGAAGACGGGACAGUCAAGGUGUGGGAUACAAGAACUGGGCAGGUGCAGCGCACCUACAAGCACGAGGGGACAAUGGUAAACGAUGUGGUGAUCCAUCCCAACCAGGGCGAGCUUAUCAGCUGCGACCAGGUGGGCAGUGUCAAGAUCUGGGACUUGGGCGAGAACACGUGUACGCAUGAGCUUGUGCCGGCCGAAGACGUGCCCAUCCGCUCCGUGAGCAUUGCAAGCGACGGCGGGACGCUGGUAGCUGGCAAUAAUCUGGGGACGGUGUUCGUCUGGCGCAUUCAGAGUGGCAGCGAGACACCUUCCCUCGUCCCCGUAACCUCGUUUCUCGCCCACUCCAAGUAUAUCACCCGCUGUCUUCUUUCGCCCGAUACACGCUUCCUCGCCACAUGCUCCGCCGACACAACAGUCAAGCUCUGGAGCACAAAGGACUACGAGUACACGCUGGAUCGCACGCUUGAGGGACACCAGCGCUGGGUGUGGGACGCUGCAUUCUCCGCAGAUUCGGCGUACCUCGUCACCGCGUCCAGCGACCACGCGGCGCGGCUCUGGGAUCUCGCGACUGGUGAGACGGUCCGGCAGUAUGAAGGACAUCAUCGCGCGGCCACAUCUGUGGCGCUCAACGAUAUCAAUCUCACGUAGAUGGCUCGAGGUGUACGGCAGUUGUAGGAGAGCAUGCC
Cutaneotrichosporon oleaginosum is the source of this 1101-nucleotide messenger RNA. RefSeq lists its product as uncharacterized. Gene Ontology annotation, biological process: regulation of actin cytoskeleton organization; TOR signaling. Gene Ontology annotation, cellular component: TORC2 complex; TORC1 complex. Gene Ontology annotation, molecular function: protein binding. NCBI's taxonomy places the organism in Eukaryota, Fungi, Basidiomycota, Tremellomycetes, Trichosporonales, Trichosporonaceae. The record is from RefSeq and is a predicted model, not a curated record.